UUAAGCAUUAGAAUCAACUGACUCAAUAAGUGGGAGUAUCUAAGAGGGGAGGGGUCAUAUGGGCAGAGAGUAGAUUGGAGGCUGAGCCUAAAUUUAGGAUUACAACCUCCCACCCCCUAUUUGCUCCUCAUGUUAAAUACUAAAAUGUGAAUAUCUACAGAUCAAUAUUCACUGACUGAGCCAAACUUGAGACACCCCAAACAAUGAAUGUUAAAGCAGGCCUCUCAAAUGGCAAGAUCAGCAGCAGGUUGAAGGACCUGGUCCCUAUCCCUCAGCCCCAGUCAGAGGAGAAGAUGCAGGAGAGGGGCCAAUGGAGCAACAAACUGGAGUUCAUCCUGUCUGUGAUGGGAUCCAUCAUCGGCCUGGGGAACAUGUGGCGCUUUCCUUACCUCUGCUACAAGAACGGAGGAGGUGCAUUUCUCAUCCCCUACUUGAUCUUCCUGUUCACCUGUGGCAUACCUGUGUUCUUCCUGGAGACUGCUCUGGGCCAGUACACCAGCGAGGGAGGCAUCACCUGCUGGAGGAAGAUCAGUCCACUGUUUGAGGGUCUUGGCUAUGGCACCCAGAUCAUUGUGGCUCUGCUGAACUCCUACUACAUCGUGGUUCUAGCUUGGGGAAUCUUCUACCUGUCUUUCUCCUUCUCCUGGGAACUCCCUUGGUCCUCCUGCAACAACACCUGGAAUACAGAAAAUUGCGUGGAGUUUCAGAGGAAGAACUAUUCUGUCAACUACACCUUGCCCGAAAACUCCACAUCCCCUGUCAUUGAAUUCUGGGAGAGAAGAGCCUUGAGGCUGUCGUCCGGCAUCGACCACAUGGGCUCUCUGAACUGGGACCUGGCCUUCUGUCUGGCCAUCGCCUGGGUCAUGUGUUACUUCUGCAUCUGGAAAGGGGUCAAAUCCACUGGGAAGGUGGUGUACUUCACAGCUACCUUCCCCUACCUGAUGCUAAUAGUUCUGCUGAUUCGUGGAGUCACUUUACCUGGAGCGGACCUGGGGAUCAAGUUCUACCUUUACCCUGACCUGUCAAGACUAGCAGAUCCUCAGGUAUGGAUGGAUGCAGGCACCCAGAUCUUCUUCUCCUAUGCCAUCUGUCUAGGCUCCCUCAUAGCAUUGGGGAGUUACAACAAGUACAACAACAACUGCUACAAAGACUGCCUGGCCCUGUGCUUCCUGAACAGUGGGACAAGCUUUGUGGCAGGCUUUGCCAUCUUCUCCAUCCUGGGUUUCAUGGCUUAUGAACAGGAUGUCCCCAUCUCAGCGGUAGCAGAGUCUGGUCCUGGUCUGGCCUUCAUUGCGUAUCCUCGUGCUGUGGCCAUGAUGCCGUUUUCUUCACUAUGGGCCGUCUUCUUCUUUAUCAUGAUCAUCCUGCUAGGGUUGGACAGUCAAUUUGUGUGUGUAGAGAGCUUGACAACAGCCAUGGUGGACAUGUAUCCCGAGGUGUUUCGUCGUAAGAACCGCAGGGAGCUCUUUCUGGCUUUUGUGGCCUUCAUCUCCUUCCUCAUGGGCCUGGUCAUGCUGAUGGAGGGUGGGUUAUAUGUAUUCCAGCUGAUGGACUACUAUGCUGCUAGUGGCAUGUGUCUUCUCUUCAUGGCCAUCUUUGAGACAGUCUCCAUCGCAUGGGUCUAUGGUGUCGACCGCUUCUAUGAUAACAUCGAAGACAUGAUUGGCUACCGUCCAGGACCUUACAUUAAAUACUGCUGGCUGUAUGUCACCCCAGCCACAUGUGUUGCCACCUUUGCGUUCUCCCUCAUCAAGUACACCCCUCUGAAGUACAACAAUGAGUAUGUGUACCCCUGGUGGGGCUAUGUGAUAGGCUGGCUCCUGGCUCUUGCCUCCAUGGUCUGCAUCCCUUUCUGGAUUAUCUACAAACUCUCCACCACAGAAGGAACGUUCAGAGAGCGCAUUCACAUCCUCCUCCAGCCCUCUAACGACCUACCCAAAACCAAGAGGGAACAGGAGAGAAUGCUGGCCACCUUUGACCCCAAGGGCGAGGGAGGCAUGGAGCCAGUAGGGGUAGCAGUCAAAGAUGGCUACCUCCCAGUGGGGGUGAAGGACUCAAACUGCUAAUAAGACCCCAGUGACACCAUUGGAGUGACUAAUUCAGCUUAGUCAUUUUGAGAAAUUAACUGAAAUUCCAAUUCAAGAUAAAGUGUAUCAGGCAGCCCGAUAAGCAAUGAGAGAAAGGAACAAUUUUGCUCUUUUACACAACCAAUGUGCUUUCAGGUAUAAAACAAGUCAACUGUUCAAUUACAAAAGCUUCUUUCUCAUUGUUCAAUGGACACUGAUCUCCACAUGUAUUUUAUUGUUGGUCUAUUGCCAAGUGAUAGAUUGUUGUUAGGCCUACUAUAUUGUAUUCCAUGUAUUAAAGGAAUCAUCUCACAGGGCACAAUGCCAAUUCAACGUCUUCCACGUUGGUUAAACGUAAUUUCAUUGAAAUUACAUGGAAACAACAUUGAUUCAACCACUGUGUGCCCAGUGGGAAGGGUAAAGGAAGCUGUACAUUACAAAUGAGAUGAAUAACUGUUGUUGUUAGAAUGUGGAUCAUUGCUAAACAAGGAUGUAUUGUGUCAUCUUGGUCAAUUUAACAAGAGCUAACAACGGUUGGGCUAAUAGAAAACGUGUACAAUAUUUUAAUGAUUGAUUUCCUGUGUAACAUGACUACAAAAGCCUGUACAAAAUAAAUAUGAAUAUGUAUGUUUUGAAAUAAACAAAAUGUGUAGUAUCAGUA
This is a messenger RNA of Salmo salar (Atlantic salmon), 2727 nucleotides long. RefSeq names its product sodium- and chloride-dependent GABA transporter 2. Gene Ontology annotation, biological process: nitrogen compound transport; sodium ion transmembrane transport; amino acid transport. NCBI's taxonomy places the organism in Eukaryota, Metazoa, Chordata, Actinopteri, Salmoniformes, Salmonidae. Gene Ontology annotation, cellular component: plasma membrane; cell projection. Gene Ontology annotation, molecular function: gamma-aminobutyric acid:sodium:chloride symporter activity. The record is from RefSeq and is a predicted model, not a curated record.